Molecule: messenger RNA, 2871 nt
Organism: Alosa alosa (allis shad)
Lineage: Eukaryota; Metazoa; Chordata; Actinopteri; Clupeiformes; Clupeidae
Exons: 2
Coding region: 1194-2438 (414 amino acids)
Biological process (GO): DNA integration
Molecular function (GO): nucleic acid binding
Source: RefSeq, a predicted model, not a curated record
CACUGACACAUAUUAUGACUAAACCUAAACUUGACUGUUGUGAGCAGCGAUGGGUGUCAAAAUUAGCCAGCUACAAUUUUGACAUCAAAUAUGUGCCAGGCCCACGAAACAUUGUUGCUGACGCUCUCAGUCGUGUCCCUUUUUGCAAAAGUGUCGGUCACAGACUGGUCAGUGAACCACUUCAUGAACUCGCCAGAGAGGUCGCUGUUGUAUCUGACACAGCUGUUCAACAGACCUUCAGAGAAUCCACCGACCAGCCUGUAAUGGCAGAGAAGCUAACACGUCUGGUUGCUACAAAUGCCCAGUCCCUUCACAUGUCAGCUCAGUCUUUAUCCACACAGGAAGUCACUGCUGUUAUCCAGUCACACACUGAAUGGAACUCUGGGGCAAGGACUCGUGCGACAGCUCUUGUGGGUCACCUACCCCAGCUCAUCCCUGACAGUUUGUCCAGCCUGCCUGUCUUCUCUGUUGAAGAUCUAAGAGAGGCACAGUCUAGGGAUAAGACCUUGUCCCGUAUUCAUUUUUAUGUGGAGAGGUCUCGGAGACCAUCCAGACGAGAAAGAGCACAGGAGACAAGUCAGGUCCUGAGGCUCCUGAAACACUGGGAACAGUUCGUUCUGAGUGAUGACAUCUUAUACAGAGUAUCACGUGAUCAGAUUUCAAAGACAAGACGCAAUCAGUUUGUAGUUCCUGACUGCCUGAAAGCUGAUGUCUUGAAAGGAGUGCAUGACAGCGCAGGUCAUCAAGGCCAGUCUAGGACUCUAAACAUUGCUAGACAGAGAUUUUUUUGGCUGCAUAUGGACAGAGAUGUGAGAGAAUAUGUUCGUCAUUGCCAGCGUUGUAUUGUGAGCAAAGUAGCUGAGCCUGAUGGAAGAGCUCCUCUAGAAAGUAUUGUCACCACCCGACCCUUGCAACUUGAAUGCAUCGACUUCUGGUCAGCUGAGGAUUCACACAAUAAGUCUGUAGAUGUUUUAGUGAUGACAGAUCAUUUCACUAGACUGGCCCAGGCCUUUGCCUGCAGAGAUCAAUCAGCCAAGUAGGUUGUGAGAGUCCUCUGGGAGAAGUAUUUCUGUGUCUAUGGGUUUCCUGAGAGAAUACACAGUGACCAGGGCCCAAGCUUCGAGAGUGAAUUGAUCGCUGAGCUUCUGAAGUUGUCGGGUGUGCGAAAAUCCCAUACUACCCCUUACCACCCAAUGGGGAAUGGCAGCGUUGAGCGUUUUAAUCGAACGCUUGGCAACAUGAUCAGAGCUCUUCCUCCUGAAGCAAAGCUUGAUUGGCCUAGGCGCUUACAAACACUCACUUUCAUGUAUAAUUGUACCUCUCAUGAAACAACAGGAUAUGCACCGUUUUUCUUGAUGUUUGGGAGGGUGCCGCGUCUUCCAGUAGACAUCCUGUUUGGUAAUGUUUUGACUGACCCUGAUGUCACCAGUUUUGACAGAUAUGUCUCAAAGCUGUCUGAGGACCUGAGAGAAGCCAUGUUAAUUGCUCAGGAACAUGCGACUAAAGAACAAGGCAGACAGACGAGGCUCUACAAUAGGAAAGUGAAAGGAGCAACAAUUGAGAUUGGAGACCGUGUACUUGUGGCCAAUAAGAAAGAGAGAGGGAAGAGUAAGGUUGCAGACCGCUGGGAGCCGACUGUUUACACUGUGAUGGAUAAGAAUGCAAAGACACACACGUACAAAAUACAGAACACUGUCACAGGGAGUGAGCGGGUGGUUCAUCGUAAUCUGCUCAUGCUGGUGAACUUCCUUCCCGUCCAAGGUGUGCCACAUUCUUCUCCGUCUGACCUCUCAAUGUCUUCUGUCCUGUCUUCUGUCCCUGAUGUCCAUUCCAUGGCUUCAGGUCAAACUUCAUCCAAGCAGACGGAAGACCAAGUGUCUGUCCAGCAAGAGUCUCAACAUAGUGUGGAAGAUGUCCAGAGUCUUAUGAGUGAUUCUGUGCCUGUAAAUGAUUUGAAUGGCUGUCUGCCCAGCUCUAAUAUUGAGAGUCCAAGUUCUGAUGUCUUGCCAGUGUUACCUGUUGCUAAAGAAAGAACCAGAGAGUGGGUCAGUCACUUGAAUACACCAGGUCACCUACCUGACUCUCUUGAGGGAACUUUCAGUGAGCCACUUGCUGACCCGACUGACGUGUUGUCUGACGAAGCAUCAGAUUUGUGCUCUGGACCCUCUUACCCUACUCACACUGACGAGACUGUAGUUAAAGAUGCCUUGACUGUUAGUGAUCACAACACAGCUUGUUUAGUUACUUCUGACACUGCACCCACUGAUGUACACACUGAGUUGUCUGAGCCUGUACCACAAACUACUACACGUUUGGGUCGUGUUAUUAGACCAGUCAACAGACUCCUUUAUCCUAUAGUUAGACAAGAUAUCACUAAACGAUUGCAGCAGAAUGUUCAGACUGUCUGCAGCUCUGUUGUUCAAGCUCUUAGGGCAUAAGUCUUCUGCACCUUAUACCUGGUGAUUUAUGUAUUGAUAGUUUUGGGCAAGUGUAGAAUGUGUAAGGCAUUCUUCAUCCGGUGGUUGGUUGGAGAGUUUGACGUCUCUCUCUGUCCACUACAUCCUUAAAGGAUACCUUUUACAUGGUCGGACUUUUAGUGUUAUCCCUUGACAUUUGAUGAGCUUUGGGUAUAGUGUUGAAGCAGGUGUGUAAUUUUGUCUAGAAUUCAGUGGGGGGUGGGUGUAACAGAGUUGAAGAUAACCUCACUUACAUAAAGUAAAUUCUUUCAAAAUUAUGAUAUUACAUUGUUAUUGUAAUCUCUAUUUUUAUAUACACUGGUUUUUAUAUGUUUAAAAUGUUUUCAUAUGUCGUACCCAUUCACAUGAGUUUAAAACAUGAGACAUUGCGACUGCAAUUGUAUUUUCAAUUCUA